AAAAGGACUUGAUAAAAUAACAACAUGGCUACAAUAUUGGCAGAUAAAUGAUUUAUUUCUUGCCAAAAUACACACAUACAUUAUAUUUCAUUCAACAGAAAAAUAAAUAAUCAUGUAGAUGAGAUAAAUGAACAUUCGAAAAAAAAUGUGUGUGCGCAACAGCAGUACACAAUGGUCCCAGCUCAGCGUCAAAUAUUCAAAUCGCUGAUUUUCAGCUGCAACCAACAGUGAACGCAAAUACGGCACUGAAUCUAACCAGGAUUAAAUUGCAUUGAAAAUCAGUUAAAACCAACCUAACUAUAAUAUUUUAUAGAUAGAAAAUAAAUAGAGAAAUAUAAAAUUCAUUAGUAAAUAUUUUAUUGAAUGAUAAUUACUAUACUCAUUACAAAAUUCAAAUUAAAUUAUUAUUAUUAAAAUCAAGUUAAAUUAUAUAAUUCGUUAUUAUCAUUAAUAAACAAUACAUAAAAAGCUGAUGAUAGAGAGCGUUCAAGUAAAUUCAAUAGCACAACGAAAAAUACCAAGACCGUUUACUUCUUAAUUUGUUGUCUUAUGUAGGUAUUGCCAAUCUUUAAUUUAAUAUAUAAUUACUCUUUGUAAACUAGUAUAUCACAUUAAAAGUCUUGUUUAACAAACACGUCAUUGUCACCCUAUAAGAAAGAGACAAAUAGCCUCUGUACUUCAUAUCUUGCUUGGCUCGCUUUUCAACUACGAGUGGUGUAUCCUGUUUGUAUAAUAUGUCCAUGAGUGGACUAGAUUUUGUCGGAUUCGAUUGAAUUCGACAAAUUUACUCUUUGGUAAUCGAAAUCGAAGUGAAUAGUUUAGCAGUUGUAAAAUGUUUUUUUGCAUUAAAUAAUCAAUGCUUUUUAAAUGUUAUGAUUGUUGAGCAAAUAAGAAAUAACUGAAUUUUAUUAUUGGGAAACAAAUGAUAUAUUAAACGAGAUGCAUCGGCGUAGAGGUCCCAAUUUUACAUACGUUAGUGGUUGCGUGAAGUAUAUGAUUUUUGUUCUGAAUUUUAUAUUUUGGUUAUUUGGUGGAUUACUAAUUGGAGUUGGACUUUAUGCCUUUAUUGACAAAUGGCAAGCGACAGGUCUUAUAAAGCUGGACACAGUGUACGAUGUAAUGUUGAACAUCAGUUUGCUGAUAGCCUUGCUAGGCGGCGUGGUGUUUGUGGUCAGUUUUGCUGGUUGCGUGGGUGCGCUAAGGGAGAACACAUGUCUACUUAAAUUUUAUUCCUUGUGCCUGUUGAUCCUGUUUCUGGUGGAGAUGGGUGGCGCGGUAUGCGGGUUCGUGUUCCCUCGUUCGCUGCACGGUCUGCUAGAGCUCAGCUUCACAGAGCGAGUAGUACAUGCAUACAGGGAUGAUCCUGAUCUACAGAAUUUCAUAGACUUCGCACAGAGUGAUUUCCACUGUUGUGGUCUAACAUCAGACGGCUACAUGGACUGGUCUAAGAACGAAUACUUCAACUGCUCGUCGCCGUCGGUGGAGAGGUGCGGGGUUCCGUUCUCGUGCUGCAUCAACGCCACAGACAUAUCCUCGGGGCUCGUAAACAUCAUGUGCGGGUACGGUGUACAGAAUUACCCGGUGGCCGAAGCGAGUAAACGCGUUUGGACUAGCGGUUGUAUAGAAAUAGUUCGUUCUUGGGCCGAGAGGAAUCUCUAUACAAUAGCUUCGGUAGCGUUGGGUGUAGCGCUGUCGCAACUGUUCGUUAUAUAUCUCGCCAAGACGCUGGAAGGGCAGAUAGAACUUCAGAAAGCCAGAUGGCAGACAUGAAACAGGGGAUGCGCGGGCGCCUACCGCGACGAGUGUCGGCGCGCGCUGCUCUAGCGCCCGCCCUACCACAUCCCCACCCCCCUCGCGCCGCCCGACACUAUUACACACCAGUGAGUACUCCCGCGCUACGACCAUAAUUGCGGCUGCUGCGUAGCAGACUACGGUUGCACCCGCACGCUACGACUACAUCAUGCGGCUACGACGUAGCGGCUUACGUCUAGACUUCUAUCUCUCAUGCACUCCAG
This is a messenger RNA of Diatraea saccharalis (sugarcane borer), 2015 nucleotides long. The record is from the annotation of a GenBank genome assembly. NCBI's taxonomy places the organism in Eukaryota, Metazoa, Arthropoda, Insecta, Lepidoptera, Crambidae.